Molecule: messenger RNA, 894 nt
Organism: Phytophthora nicotianae INRA-310
Lineage: Eukaryota; Oomycota; Peronosporomycetes; Peronosporales; Peronosporaceae
Exons: 1
Coding region: 1-894 (297 amino acids)
Source: RefSeq, a predicted model, not a curated record
AUGGCUUUCACGUAUAACAACACUAGCGUUCCUUUCGAUGCGAAUCAACCCCUUCCGCUGAUGGACAUUCAUCAGUUCGUAGGAGCGUUUCAAUAUCCGAUUGAUCAGAUUUAUAUCGAUAAGUUCUGGGAUGGGAUCAACGACCAUGAUCAAUGGAUUAUCGUUGAUUACGAGAUGCUGCAUUGGCUGGGAUACGAUAACAUAAGAGACAUUGAUAACAAAAUGCAAUAUCGCAGCCUUCUUGAGUCGCGCUUUAAUCAACCGAAUGACUAUGAUCUGAUCUCUAAAGCGGAUGAGCGUGUUAUAACUGAUCACCACGUCAAAUUGGCAUUAAAUACUAUUAUUGUCAAAGCGAGGGUAUUCAAGAAAACGCUGAUGAUGAUACAUACCACGCGCGCCGAGACUGUUCGAGAUUGUUAUCUUUUACUUGAAGAGAUAAAGGUCGACUAUCUCCAGUAUUCGCAUAAGGCUAAAGAGCAUAAUACGUAUCUGACCAUGCAGAAGACAAAAGCUGAUGCAGACCAACGGAUCCGCGAUCUAGAACAGCAAUUAGAAGAUGUAAGUAUUACAUUUAACAUUAGUGAUGAGCCUGUUGAGCGGGGAGAACAUGUUUAUAUCUUAACCAAUAAGCGAUACUAUAAGCAGUGUAUGUUCAAAAUCGGUAAAUCCAUCGAUCUUAAGAGCAGACUCAUAUCAUACAACACAGGCGCGGCUAUCGAAGAAGACGAUAUGUUCUAUGUCGCUAAGAUAGCAACGUUUGAUGCGCGCGGACUAGAGAAAAAUCUGCAUACGGCUUUACAGAACUAUCAUCUCCGGAAGGAGUGGUUUCGUAUCCCAUAUCGCCAUAUCGAGACAAUAAUCAAUAUUGUAACGCGCCAACAAGCACUGCUAUGA